Messenger RNA from Mirounga angustirostris (Northern elephant seal), 6615 nucleotides. RefSeq names its product SH3 domain containing ring finger 1 (gene SH3RF1). Bases 2111 to 4372 code for a protein of 753 amino acids. Gene Ontology annotation, biological process: protein ubiquitination; negative regulation of apoptotic process; positive regulation of proteasomal ubiquitin-dependent protein catabolic process. The transcript is spliced from 11 exons. The record is from RefSeq and is a predicted model, not a curated record. Gene Ontology annotation, molecular function: ubiquitin protein ligase activity; protein binding. Lineage: Eukaryota; Metazoa; Chordata; Mammalia; Carnivora; Phocidae. Gene Ontology annotation, cellular component: cytosol.
UCGAUCCCAGGAGCCUGGGAUCGUGACCUGAGCCGAAGGCAGACACUUAAUGACUGAGCCACCCAGGCGCCCCAAGUGUGUGUUUUAAGCACACUUUUGACGAAUUGUUUCUAGUAUUUCAUAUGUUUUUAUUUUUUUCCUCCACAGUUGAACACAGCUGGAGAGCUUAAGUCUAUAGGCUAAAUAUUUUCGCCAUUCUUGAUGGGCCUAAUUAUUUUCAUUCAGCAUUAUGUAUUUCAUAUGAUACUAUGUGCUGGAAUUAACACUUUCAUUUUUCUCUCUUCUGUUCAUUUUUAUAAAACAAGUCUGGAACAUUAGACGAUAUUAAAAACCUGAAUUCUAUUGUACAAAGACCGUGAUGCAGCUGAAAUUAGUGUGUUAAUUGAAAGGCACCAUCGUGUGACAGCUCGAAAUGUCUAUAUAUUCCAAGAAAGUCCUAUUCCGAUGUCAAAAAGUAUUGGGUGUCAAUGUAGGAGUAUGAAAAUGUGUGCUAUGUAGAAGUUGGGGAUCACCUCCUACAUAGUGGCAAGAAUGAUGGAGACCUGGUUUCUACUCCUGGCUGUAUGACUUUAUGUGGGUGAUUUCUCUUUUAUAGGCCGUGGUUUCCUUUUGUAAAAUGAGGGCUUGUCUGAUAUCCAAGUUCUUUUGCUUCCCUGACUUUUUGAAAUUAUUAUGCUAGCAAAGGCCACUUUGACAUUGAAUGUGAAAAACAAACUGAGUUUGGUGUCUGGCUAUCAUCUUGGUGCGAUGAGGUGAAAGGUGCCUCUCAGAGUCACCCAUGGACACCAGACUCUAAUAUCCCCUUAGAAGCCCACGCUUCAGGCUGCCACAGGAACCUUCAGAGGAACUGCUGGGAGUUGAGAUGUGAGGCAGAACAGAAAAGCAAGGACGGUGUAGGGAGCCUGAUUUGGGAUCAGGCUGCAUGGAGGGCUGGUUUGCUUGAUGGGCCUCUUCUCCCUGGAAUGAUCUGCCUCUGUUAUGCCUGAAUAUUACCUUCAUGUAGUCGUCACACUGCCUAAAAUUCUGACAGUUGGAGAUUGUCCACGUAUUAAAAUGUUUGGCUCUUUGGGAGGGUAUGAAAUCAUCGAAAUAUGUUGCUUUUCCCAUUCUUACUGACUUGAGAACACCUGCUCUGAUGGACAGGAUUCUUUAUGCUGCAAGGGGGAGAUGGAAGUAACUGAGCUUCUAUGAGGUCAGACAAGCCUGGAUGAAGGGAGUGCAGUGAGGGGCUUACGUGGGGUGACCAUGUAAUUUAUCCUCUACACUUUUGAGCGUGAAGGGAUGCUUUUGAUAAUUUUGCAGAGUCAACGGGGAUAAACUGGGUCUGUCUGGGGCAAACAAGGCCAUAUGGUCAUCGUAGCUGAGGGCAGUGUGAGCAAGCCCAGGAAAUAGAAGAAAGUUUCAUCAAGUAUGGGGAAGAUGCCAAAGAAUACAGAAGCUCUUUCAAACAUUUUCAGGCAAAAUGCAAGAGAAUUGAUUUCUUCCUCUGAAUGCUGCUUUUUGUGGGCCCUGUGGUUUUUGCUGGAGAGAAAAUGUGAUGUAGUAGGAAAGGCAGGGGAUAUAGCAUUAGGCAGACCUUCCUCUGUUCUUUGUUAUCUGUGUGGCUCUUGGGCAUGUUACCUCAUUAGCCUAAUUUCUUCAUUUGUAAAAUGAUGCAGAUCUGCUUUCCAGGGUUGUGAGGAUUGUAUGAGAUAAAGAAUGUUAAGUGUCUAGGACCUAGUUAGACAUUCAGUAAAUGUUAGUACCUUCUGUUUUUUCUCUUUCCAGAAAUUAGAACGUUUAGUACCUUGUAUCAGUUAUAUUGUAAAAUAACCUGUGUGCGUUUGUGUGUGUGCGUGUGCGUGCGUGUGUAUGUGUCUGUGUGUGUGUGUAUGCAUGCACCCGUGUGCAUGUGCAUGUGGGCGUAUGUAGUCUGGUCAUUUAAUUAAUCCACAGUUACAGUGUUAAUGCCACAGGAGAUUUUGUUCUCUUUUCAACAGACAGACUUUAGGUACACAAGCUGUUCAUCAAUUAGUGCCUGCACAUGAUGCUAAAUAUCUGGUUUAAGUCCUGCUUCUACCGCUAACUGUGGUGUGACACUGGUUCUCGGGGGCCUCAUCUGUGAAAGGAGAUGGGUAUACCUCAGUUACCUUGUGCCAAAGCGUUGUACAACUACGAAGGGAAAGAGCCUGGAGACCUUAAAUUCAGCAAAGGUGACAUCAUCAUUUUGCGGCGACAAGUGGAUGAAAAUUGGUAUCAUGGGGAAGUCAACGGGAUCCAUGGCUUUUUCCCCACAAAUUUUGUGCAGAUUAUCAAACCGUUACCUCAGCCCCCACCUCAGUGCAAAGCACUUUAUGACUUUGAAGUGAAAGACAAGGAAGCAGACAAAGAUUGCCUUCCAUUUGCAAAGGAUGAUGUUCUGACUGUGAUCCGUAGAGUGGAUGAAAACUGGGCCGAAGGAAUGCUGGCAGACAAAAUAGGAAUAUUUCCAAUUUCAUAUGUUGAGUUUAACUCGGCUGCUAAGCAGCUGAUAGAAUGGGAUAAGCCUCCUGUGCCAGGAGUUGAUGCUGGAGAAUGUACCUUGGCAGCAGCCCAGAGCAGCAAUGCCCCAAAGCACUCUGACACCAAGAAGAACACCAAAAAGCGGCACUCCUUCACGUCUCUCACUAUGGCCAGCAAAUCUUCCCAGGCACCCCAGAACCGCCACUCCAUGGAGAUCAGCCCUCCCGUCCUCAUCAGCUCCAGUAACCCCACGGCUGCUGCGCGAAUCAGCGAGCUGUCUGGGCUUUCCUGCAGUGCCCCUUCUCAGGUUCAUAUAAGUACCACCGGGUUAAUUGUGACCCCACCCCCCAGCAGUCCAGUGACAACUGGCCCCUCGUUCACUUUCCCGUCGGAUGUUCCUUACCCAGCCGCCCUUGGAGUGAGUACAGCUUCUCCAUCUCUGUUUCUCUCUCAGACGAUGAAUCCUCCUCUUCCACCGCCCCCUUCACUGUCCUCCACACCUCCGGGCGCUGCUGCUGGAAUGGGACUGAGGCCCACAGCGGGACCCGCUGACCAGAUUGCACAUUUACGGCCUCAGACUCGCCCCAGUGUGUAUGUUGCUAUAUAUCCAUACACUCCCCGGAAAGAGGACGAGCUGGAGCUGAGGAAAGGGGAGAUGUUUUUAGUGUUUGAGCGUUGCCAGGACGGCUGGUUCAAAGGGACAUCAAUGCAUACCAGCAAGAUAGGGGUUUUCCCUGGCAAUUAUGUGGCACCAGUCACAAGGACCGUGACAAAUGCUUCCCAAGCUAAAGUCCCUAUGUCUACUGCUGGUCAGACAAGUCGAGGGGUGACUAUGGUCAGUCCUUCCACUGCAGGAGGGCCUGCCCAGAAGCUCCAGGGAAAUGGUAUGGCCGGGAGUCCCAGUGUUGUCCCCACAGCCGUGGUGUCAGCAGCUCACAUCCAGACUAGUCCUCAGGCUAAGGUCUUGUUGCACAUGACCGGGCAGAUGACAGUCAACCAGGCCCGCAAUGCUGUGAGGACAGUUGCAGCACAUAACCAAGAACGCCCUACAGCAGCGGUGACACCCAUCCAGGUACAGAACGCCGCCUGCCUGGGCCCUGCAUCUGUGGGCCUGCCCCAUCAUCCCUUGGCCUCCCCACAACUUCCACCUCCAGUGGCAGGCCCUGCCACCCACGUGGCUGCCAUUAAUAUGGGUCGCGUCAGUGCCCCUCUGGCGUGUGCUGCGGCUGCUUCACUGACCUCUUCAAACAUCACCACCGCCUCUCUGGAGACCGAGCCCGGUGGCCGGGCGGUGACCGUUCUUCCUGGACUCCCCACCUCUCCUGACAGUGCUUCAUUGGCCUGUGGGAACAGUUCAGCAACCAAGCCAGACAAGGAUAUUAAAAAAGAAAAAAAGGGUUUGUUGAAGUUGCUUUCUGGCGCCUCCACCAAACGUAAGCCCCGAGCCUCUCCUCCAGCCUCACCCACCCUGGAAGUGGAGCUUGGUGGCGGCGAGCUGCCUCUGCAGGGAGCAGUGGGUCCGGAGCCGCCGCUGGGGGGCGCCCACGGCAGGGUCGGCUCCUGCCCCACAGACGGGGAGCAGGCAGCCGCUGUGGCCCCGGACGCUCUUCAUCGGAAGACCGGCUCUCAGGACUCCGCCGUUCCCGUCGCUCCGCCGCCUCGACAGCCAUGUUCCUCCCUGGGCCCUGUCAUGAGUGAGUCUAGGCCUGUGGUUUGUGAGAGGCACAGGGUGGUAGUUUCCUAUCCUCCUCAGAGUGAGGCAGAACUUGAACUGAAAGAAGGAGAUAUUGUGUUUGUUCAUAAAAAGCGAGAAGAUGGCUGGUUCAAAGGCACAUUACAACGUAAUGGGAAAACUGGCCUUUUCCCAGGAAGCUUUGUGGAAAACAUCUGAGGACACUAACAUUGAGAAGGCUGAAAGUCACAUCACACAACAAAAUAGCACAAAGCAAUUUAAUGGAAAGAGCACAUUUGUGGACUUCCAGAUGGUCAGGAGAUGAGCAAAGGAUUGGUGUGCAACCCCAGUGCCCCCAGCACAGUUAGGCCAGCCAACAGCGUGAAGAAGGCGUGUGUGUGUGUGUGUGUGUUUAUGUAUGUGGGUCCUGUCACUCUGGAUUCUGAUGUGUAAGGUGUGCCUUGUACUGUCUGAUUUACUAUACAGAAAAACCUUUUUUAAAAAGAUAUAUAGCUAAAAUGGACAAUUGUUUACAAGGCUUAACUAAUUUAUUUGCUUUUUUAAACUUGAAUUUUUCUUGUAAUAGAUAAAUUCUUUGGAUUUUGAUUUUAAGAAAUUAUUAAUUUAUGAAAUGAUAGCUAAGGAGAAGCUGGAUUAUCUCCUGUUGAGAGCAAGAGAUUUCUUUUUGACAUAGAAUGAGCCCCUCCCCCCCCAACCUGUGUUACUUUUUUGCUUCUUUAAGCCAGAAAUGCCAGUUCUCUAAUUUGGUUUUCCUCUUUGGGAAACCAAAACAUGUAACUGAAUCAGAAUCAAUAAAGGCCUGGGGUAGGGAGACAGAAACUUGAGAGAAAAGAAGUUAGCGGCUCCCUGUCUUUCUGGUUUGGUCAGGAAUCACCCUUAAGACCUAGUCCUCAAUAUAAUUUUGUGGGUUUUUAAUUUCCCUAGAAUGAAGUCAGUGAAGUGGUAAGAAAAAAUAAAGCACAACCCUUGAACAAAAAUGUAUUCAGAAAUAUAUUUAGUUUUAUAACAGAAGGAGCUCAAUUCAUUGGUUGGAAAUUGGGAAAAUUGAAGUUGUACUCCUGUCUGAGAAUGGCUAUGAAAUGUAAUUGCCAUUUUUACGCCAAGUGAUCUGCAUGCCCAGGACACAAUAAAACGUUUGUGCGAUUGUGGUGGUAAGUGAUGCCCUCGUGCUUAAGUCAAAGGCUAUAAGAAACACUGUGAAAAGUUUACAUUCAUCCAUUGUGAUUCUUUUCCCACCAUCUUGCAUGUGUUACUGGAUUCCCACAGUAAUAUAGACUGUGCAUGUUGUGUAUAUUUCAUUGCAAUUUCCUGUUGAGGUUAGUUUGGGCUCAGAAGUGACCAGUGCAGGAGGUGUAAAAUAAACAACGUUCUUUUCGCUCCUGACCAAGGUCUCUGGGUGUACUCCCUCCCUCCCUGGCUAAGGCAUCCAUCAGCCGUUAUACAAGUCAUUAGUGAAAAUGUUCCUUUCUGUCCUCCCAGCUGACUGAUAUAAAGGAUGAGCCAGGAGACUGCUCCUGUGACAGUUCCCUUGCGGCUCUGGGAGGCCUUGCACCAGUGAAAGUGCCCACACCUUACAACUGCAGCAGGAUCCAGCUGUGCCCAUCUUUUUACAUCCAUUCUUUGAUGUCAUUGACCUCUUUUCCCCAUUACAUUCCGGUGCCACGCAGUUGUGGGUCUGGGUAGUCCUAAAAGCAAAAGGAGGGAAGACAGCCUGGUAGUGAAUGAAAUUGUUGCUACAGUUUUCUUGUAAAAAACAAAAAACAAAAAAACAAAAAAAAAAACUUUUUCAUUUUUUACUCUAAGAAUUACAACUGGGAAAUAGAAACGUGAACUGAAAAGUCUUCUUGCAAUAGCAAGAGGUUUCAUGGUCUUAAAAAGAUAUUAUGUGGUUAAAAAUGAAAUCAUUCCUAAAUUAACCUUUUUUUUUUAAUAAAACACUGUACAUUAUGUUCCUGUGUGUUGAAUUUUUAAAAAAUACUUGGAUAUUCAUGUAAUAUAUAAAGGUUUGGUGAAAUGAACUUUAGUUAGAAAAAAAGCUGACAUCAGCUUUCAUCUGUGUAAGUUGACACCAAUGUGUCAUAAUAUUCUUUAUUUUGGGAAAUUAGUGUAUUUUAUAAAAAUUUUAAAAAGUAAAAAGACUACUACAGCUUAAGAUAAUUUUUUACCUGUCUUUUCUCCAUAUUUCAAGCUAUGUGAUUGAAGUACCUCUGUUAAUAGUUUCCUGCUAUGAAGUUGGUUAAAAUUUCAUCUGUUAAUAGAUCACUUAGAUAAUAUAAUGUAUGGGUUUUCUAUUGGUUUUUUGGAGACAGUAGAUGGAGAUUUUGUAACAAGGGCUUGUUACACAGCGAUAUGGCAAUGAUAAAAUUGCAAUUUAUCAUUCCUUUUCGUGUUAAUAAUUUGAAGACUGGAGAAAAGGUUCAAGAUUAAAAUUUGAUGUUCAA